Molecule: messenger RNA, 1993 nt
Organism: Tripterygium wilfordii
Lineage: Eukaryota; Viridiplantae; Streptophyta; Magnoliopsida; Celastrales; Celastraceae
Product: ethylene-responsive transcription factor ERF118-like
Exons: 2
Coding region: 639-1643 (334 amino acids)
Biological process (GO): regulation of DNA-templated transcription
Molecular function (GO): DNA-binding transcription factor activity; DNA binding
Source: RefSeq, a predicted model, not a curated record
ACUAUGUCAAGUUUCAUUGUCAUGUUCUGUUGACUGAAGAUUUAAUCUUAGCCAUAGAUUUGUAAUCGCUUUACCCUCUCUCUAGAACCUUUUUCAGGGUUUUAGUUCGCCGCAUUAGAUAUCUAUUGGUUUCUCACAUCAAGUGUGCGUUUAUUUUGUUGGUCUACUGAAGCAGGGAGCGAGAACCAGAGAGGCGUUUUGGGUUUGAGUUUUUAGGAGGUUGUCAAGCGGAUUUAUGUCGGCUGAGUUUGAUUUGGGUUUGAUUGUGGCUUUGUCGAUCUGCUGGAUUUACUCAUCUUUGUGUUUCAAUACAACUUUAACUGGUGGUUUCGCUCUCUGCUUCUGUUCUUUCUGUUUUAUGUUACUCUGCUGCUUCCAGCAGAGUUUGAUUCCGGCGAACGAGUCUGUUCCGAUGCGUUUGAGACCAAAAAGGACUUGUUCUGGAGCCGAGUGUUUUGGGGGAUUUCACAUAAAACGGUUAAAUUCUCUUUUCAUAUUCUUAAGAGGGGCUCUAACCUGAUACUACUCUGAUAAUCAGGGCUUCUCUACUGAGUAUUCGUUUAGUUCUUCUGUUAUUUUUCUCUGCGGGUUCUGAAAUUUUUUUGAGGGAGAGUUUUGGUUGAGUUUCUUCCUCAAAGAUGCCGGGUCCUAUGAUUCAAUCUUCGGAUAAGAACAAGUCCAAAAUGGCCAGACCAUGGUUGCCUGAAGACUGCAAAGUGAGAAAAAUAAGAGUCUUCUGCAAUGAUCCUUAUGCUACCGAUUCAUCCUCAAGUGAGGAUGAAGCCAUUAUUACUGAAAAAAAGCCCAAAUCAAAGCGAUACAUGAGUGAAAUCAAUCUUCCUCUAGUUAUUGUGCCUGGAUCCACCUGUUUUGAACCCGAUGGUUCUAGCCAAGACAGUAACACCAAAAUUUCACUUAAAAGGCAGAGGGCUUUGUCUAAAACCCCAAACUCUACCCCAACAUCACAAGCAUCAGCUAGAAGAGUUGGUAUUAGGAGAAGAAAAUGGGGCAAAUGGGCUGCUGAGAUUAGAGACCCAUUCACUAAGGGUCGUAAAUGGUUGGGUACUUUCAACACUCCUGAAGAGGCUGCAAGAGCCUAUGAUGCUAAGAAGCUUGAGUAUGAGUCCAUGAAGAAGGAGGCUGCUGCUGCUUCCACUGAUAAGGGCAUGAACAUGUCCUCUUCUGUUGCUCCCUGUCAAUCUUCCAAUCACAACAGCUCCUCUGCUUCAGCAGAGGACUCUGAGAGUGCGUUAUCUCAUACGUCUCCGUCUUCGGUUCUCGAGCUGGACUCAUCAGUCUCAAACUUGAAUACUAAGCCCACAAAAUGUGAUGAUUCCAUCACAGAAUGUUUUGAUGCUAAUAGUGUCAUGGAUCUUGAAAUUCCUGCUGAUUUUGGUUUUAUUGAUGAGCCAUUACUGUCUACACCUAUUGAUCAAGACAUGAGCUUUGGUCCAGAAUUUGAUCGCCUCUUUGUGGAUGAUUGGAGACUAUUCGACAACUUUUGUAGCAUGGAAGAUCUCAGUAUUUGCGGGAUUGAAGAUGAAGAAGCUAGUGAGCUUCCUGAUUAUGAUUUUGAUUUUUGCACCGAGGACAUUGGUUUCCCUGAUGAUCGAGCAGCACCACUUGAUAUCAAGUGCCUAUAAGUUUUUGAAGUCAGGAAUUUUGAAGCAGAGUUAUUAAGAGUUAUGGUUUUAAGUCUAAUCAUAGUCGAAAUGUGAUACCAGAGACUCUUCUUGAGAUGGAGUUUUUGUUAAUUUUAUUUGUUUUCAGAGAGUUCUGAGAGAUGGAGGAUGGUGCAAUGUUUUGUUCAGGGGUGUAACCUUAAUGGGUUUUUCUUGUGCUGUUCGGAGCCGUCCACAGGGUUACUUCGGUCUCUUUUCACAGUUUUGAGAGGGUUUGGUUUUGACCAUCCUCGCAUCUCUCUUUUUAUUAAAUAUUCGUUAUCUUAUGAAAUGAAUAUUAUUUAUCUGUGGUGGUUUAAUUAAAAUCUUUA